GUAUCGCAGCCGGUCGCUGUGCCGCUCCCCCCCGUCCCCCAUCCCGGUUCCCGUCUCUCCCCGCUCCGCCGCCUCCUUCCGCUGCCUCCGCGCGGCGCCGCUCGGGGUUUGUAGUCCGGCCUCGCUAUUCACGACGGUCUCUGCGCCGUUUCCGCACCGUAGCGUCCGGAGGGCGGGAUGGGGCGCUACGCCACGGCGACGGCGCAGCGUGCCCCUCCAGCCCCUGCACAGGAAUCCUGCCCUGCUGCUGGUUGUGGACAGCUGCCCGGAGCCCUUAUCGCUGGGAUCCUGCUGUGCUGCUGAGGCGCUGUUAUCCAGCACAGCGAGGGCCGGCAGCGCAGCGCUGAGCAGCCGCCUUGUUUGCAGGGGAACAGGGUGAUAAAUCACAGCCAAAGGGGCUGAAAACGCGAGUGGAGAGUGAGAGUCGACUCAGAAGCAGAACGAGCUCUGUCUGCGGGCAGGACCGAGCACCGACCCAUCGCCAGCCUGAUGCUGCAGGAAGCACGGAGCCUUCUGGGAGCUGUAGUUCAAGCGGACGCCAAUUGAGUGACCCAAAAUGUGAGAGCCUGGUGCAGCUGCCGCUCCUCCUGGCAGGCGCAGCACGUUGCCAGGGCUCAGUGCAGACCAUCUAGCAUGCUCCUCCAAGCGGGCCGUGCAGCUGGCGCCUGCAGCAGCCGUUCCAUUCCGGGGACACCGGGCUGAGCUCACACCAACUGGGCAUCGCACACACAGAGCUGAACUGCUUUGGCACUUCUGCAGCAGUUGGUGCAGAGAUCUCCACUUUGAAAGGCUGGCACAGCCUCAGACUGGAAGAUCUGCUGUUUACCAAUCAACACUCUGCUGCUUUGGACGCCUCUUCCUCUGCCUGCAUACUUAUGAAGAGUCAGUGCUGGGCAUUGAGUGCAGCUCAGCCCAACUCAGCUGACGUGUAUGUGUUUCUUCUGUGUUAAAGUUGGGCCAGAACCUGUUUCAAGGCAGCUGAAAGAAGGCUCUUCCUUUGCUUAUUGUCGGCCGAAGGCGUUUUCUGGCUCAGCGUGGCAAGCAGAACCGACCUUCCUUUCUCCAGUGAGUCUGGAACCUUACAGCAGCUCAUGCCGCAGCGUCUCGUCUAUCCCACCCGAACUGCCUGCGCCACUGGCUUGGACCUAACCUAGGAUAAAGCUCUGCGUGGCCUGGGUGGGGGGGAACCAUGGGGAGCUCUGCCUCAUCGCUGGCCGCAGAGACGGAGUCGGACCAUGGCUUCACUAGCCCACCCUACCCAGGGCACCCAGCUGUGGGCUGGUAUAGGAGUAGUCAUGGUGGUCCUGUUUGGGAAAGUGACCUUAUAACGCGGCAGCAACAGAAUUUACACCACCGGCUGCGAAGCCACUCCCACUCUCCCAGCUCCAUGGCUGCCGUGCACGAGUGGUCCUGCACCCGCUGCACCUUCCUGAACCCCGUGGGCCAACGGCAGUGCUCCAUAUGUGAAGCCCCGCGUCAGAAGCCGGACCUCAACCACAUCCUGCGGCUCAGCGUGGAGGAGCAGAAGUGGGCCUGUGCCCGCUGCACCUUCAAGAACUUUUUGGGCAAAGAAACCUGCGAGUUGUGCGGCUUCACUCCAGAGCCAGGGCCCAGCGGCUCUCCCCUGCCUGUCAUCAAUGGCAUCCUGCCCAAGCCUGCAGUGCUGGUGGAGCCCAAGGGCACAGCCAAGGAGGAGGCUGCCAAGGUGGAAAGCAGCAGUGAGGAUUCAGAGGGGAAGAGUCCCGAUGAAGCAGAGCUGGAGAGCGGCUGGGCUUGCCAGCGCUGCACGCUGCACAACACUCCAGUGGCCAACUCCUGCUCUGCCUGCGGCGGGCCACGCAAACUCUCCUUGCCCAAAAUCCCACCUGAGGCGCUGGUCGUCCCUGAGGUCAUCACUCCUGCUGGCUUCCACAUGCCCCCCUCCACCCCACAGUCUUUAGUCCCCACAGAGAUCUCUGAUGGUGACGCUGCGGCCACUCAGGGCCCGGUGGCGAUGGAACAAGAGGCACAGAAGAUGCCGGCCUUCAGCCCCUUCUCCCCUGGGCUGCAGAACAACCCAGUGCCCCGCAGCCGGCGCGAGGUCCCCCCCCAGCUGCAGAUGCCGGGCCCUGAAGCACCGCAGCCUGGGGCUCAGGGCACUGCGGGGCAGAAGGGCUCCCCACAGGGCCAGGCCAGGUCUGCACCAGCUGCCCGCCUCCAGGAACUGCUGUCCAACAAGCGGCUGAGCGUGUUGGAGGAGGAGAUGGACGUCAGCCCGUCCCACUGGAAGUGCAGCACCUGCUCCCUGCUCAACUCUGCCGGGGCCAGUAAAUGUGAGGCCUGCAGCACCCAGAAAGGCAGCGACACCAUCAAUUUGGUGGGGGACUCGGUGAGAUUCACCCCCUGUAGCCCCUCCAGCCCUGACUUCACCACCUGGUCCUGUUCUAAGUGCACACUCAAGAACCCAACCGCAGCCCAGAAAUGCAAAGUCUGCGGUUCCUCCAAGCUUCACGGCUUCCAGGAGCACAGCCCACAGGGUGAGCCGUCCCCCCGCUGCCCUGAGUGUGGGGCUGGCGAGAAGGGCAGCUGCUCUUCCUGUGGCACUAAGGCACCCUCUGCCCGCAAGGUCGCCCGCCUCUUCCCAUCCCAGCUGCCUGGCACUCAGGACCGGCCGGGCCAGUGGGCUUGUCCUGCGUGCACCCUGCUCAAUGAGCUGAAAGCCAAGCACUGCGUGGCCUGCCAUACCCCGCAGCAGUACGUGGCUCAGCGCAAGGGACUCAAGCCCCUCAAAAGGAGGGAGAGCAUGCAUGUGGAAAAGAGGAGGCAGACUGAUGAAGGAGAAGCCAAGGCCCUGUGGGAGAACAUUGUGACCUUCUGCAGGGAGAACAAAGUCAAUUUUGUAGAUGACAGUUUCCCCCCUGGGCCCAAGUCUGUGGGGUUCCCGGAAGGUGACAGCGUGCAGCAGAGGGUGAAGCAGUGGUUGAGACCCCACGAAAUCAACUGUAACAUCUUCAAAGACCGAUCAGUGAAGUGGUCGGUGUUCCGGACACCCAGACCCUCAGAUAUCCUUCAGGGACUGCUGGGAAACUGCUGGUUCCUGAGCGCCCUGGCCGUGCUGGCUGAGCGACCAGAGCUGGUGGAGAGGGUGAUGAUCACACGGACGCUGUGCCCCGAGGGCGCCUACCAGGUGCGGCUCUGCAAGGAUGGCACAUGGACCACAGUGCUGGUGGACGACAUGCUGCCCUGCGACGAGUGCGGGUACCUCCUCUUCUCACAGGCCCAGAGGAAGCAGCUGUGGGUCGCGCUCAUUGAGAAGGCCCUGGCCAAGCUUCAUGGUUCGUACUUUGCCCUCCAGGCAGGGCGUGCUAUUGAAGGCCUGGCUACACUAACCGGUGCCCCCUGCGAGAGCCUGAUGCUGCAGGUCAGCUCCACUAACCCUCGCGAGGAGCCCAUUGACACUGACCUCAUCUGGGCCAAAAUGCUGAGUUCUAAGGAGGCUGGGUUCCUUAUGGGUGCAUCCUGUGGUGGGGGCAAUAUGAAAGUGGAUGAUGUGGCCUAUGAGAGCAUGGGGCUCCGUCCGCGGCAUGCCUACUCCAUCCUGGAUGUGCGGGAUGUCCAAGGCUUCAGGUUACUGCGGCUCCGAAACCCGUGGGGUCGCUUCUCUUGGAAUGGCAGCUGGUCUGACGAGUGGCCCCACUGGCCUGCUCCCCUGCGCCACGACCUGAUGCCCCACGGCAGCAGUGAGGGGGUCUUCUGGAUGGAGUACAGCGACUUCAUUAAGUAUUUUGACUCCGUGGAUAUCUGCAAGCUCCAUUCAGACUGGCACGAGGUGCGUGUGCAGGGCAUGUUCCCCAACAAAGCCAAUGGACCAGUGACGGUGACAUCGCUGACGGUGUUGGAGCGUGCUGCCCUGGAGUUUGCCCUCUUCCAGGAGGGCAGCAGGCGGUCGGACGCUGUGGACAGUCACUUGCUGGAUCUGUGCAUCAUGGUUUUCCGGGCCACCUUCACCAGCGGCAACAAGCUGAGCCUGGGCCGCCUGAUGGCUCACAGCAAACGGGCUGUCAAGAAGUUUGUCAACUGCGACGUGAUGCUGGAGCCGGGCGAGUACGCCGUGGUGUGCUGUGCCUUCAACCACUGGAGCGCUGCGCUGGCGGGCCCCACUGCUGCCCAGGCAUCCAGUCCCACCAGCAGCCGGCCGGUCACCGAUUAUUCCAGCUACAUCCUGGCCAUCUACAGCUCCCGCCUGGUGAUGGUGGAGCAGGUGGAGGCGCAGCCCACCACGCUGGCAGAUGCCAUCAUCCUGCUGACUGAGAACAAGGGCGAACGCCACGAGGGCCGUGAGGGGAUGACGUGCUACUACUUGACACACGGCUGGGCAGGGCUCAUCGUGGUGGUGGAGAACCGGCACCCCAAGUCCUACCUGCACGUCCAGUGUGACUGCACUGACAGCUUCAAUGUCGUCUCCACGCGUGGCAGCCUCAAAACACAGGACAGCGUCCCUCCCCUGCACAGGCAGGUGCUGGUGAUCCUCUCCCAGCUGGAGGGUAACGCCGGCUUCUCCAUCACGCACCGCCUGGCGCACCGCAAAGCCACCCAGGCCUUCCUCAACGACUGGAUGUCCACGAAAGGCACCCACAACCCGCUGCUCACACCCGAGGUUGCCGGACUCCACGGACCCCGACCUCUAUGACGAAGCGCCGCUCCUGCCCCACUCCUCUCUCCCGUUGCUUUCACUGAGCCCCCAGCCCAGGGUCUCCCCCCGUGCUGCCAGCACUGAGCCGUGGGGCAGGGCCGGAGCGUGGCACCGAGCACUUUGCCCUGUGCCGCAGGGCUGGGGCAAACUCUCAGGGCCGGGACCAGCUCUGCCCGCUGCCCCCCUACGCACUUUACGAGGAGCAGUCGGGGGGCACGGGGCCAUCUCAGGAUCCCACCCGCUCUGGGCACACAGCGUGGUAGCAGGGGGCUGCAGGAGAUGUGGGGGCUGGAGGUCGCUGUCAGCAUCCUGCCCAGGCACCACGCUCAGGGCUCUGCCCCGUCCUGCGGCACCGGGGCCCUGGUGCUCCAAACAAAAAAGAAUAUACCUCUGACGUCUGUCCGUCUGUGUGACCCCCUGUCUUGUCCCCUCUGUUGUCUGCUGCCAGGACUGAGUGGGCACUGAGGUACCCUACCUGGGGCUGCUGGGGUCGUCCCCACUCUUGGGGCCGGGCUGGAGGAGGCGCAGGGUUGUUGCAGAAAGCUGCUGCUGUUGGUUUUCACCACACUUGGGGGCAAAACGAGGACGCAGACCUCGGCUCCAGGUGGGGAGCAGGGCUGAUGGGUGCUGCUCCAUCCCCCCCAGCCCAUCGCAGUGUUACUAUGCAAAGGCAGCCGCUGGAAGCAGCGCCUGGAGAGAAGCCAUGCGUCCCCUCCCGGCGCCCUGCGGGGUGUACGGGGUAAUGGGGACAGAGCCGGGCUCAGCUCCCACAGCGUGGCUUUAUGGGGAGAGGGGCAGGGAUUCUGCGGGCUGAUGGUGAACCCCAUCCAUUGGGACGGCAGUCAGCACAAGGCAAAGGCCAAGAGCUGUUGGGGUCACUGGGGUUCCGUGUUGGGGUGACCCUGCGGCUGGAUGGCUUCACCCAGCUGGGUGUGUGUGCGUGUGUGUAGGUGUGUGUGUGUUGUAGGGCACUGCUCUGGGGCAGCCCGCAGCAGUGGGGGUGUGUGGCCGUGGGGUUUGUCCCUCUGUCCCUCCUGGCCCCGAGGGCUGCUGAGCCCAGCUCUGUCCGUGUGUUCUGUUUGUCGCUCUGUUCUCUCUCCCCCCGCACUUUCCUCCUCGGGAUGAUUUGUCCUUCACUUUUUCUCUCCGUCUUUCUGAGCUGUGAAUAUUUUUAACCCUGUAAAUACUGUCCAGCUCUUAAGAAAACAUAGGAUAUUUUAUCAAUUGUAAAUCAGAUCAGUAAUCCCUGUACGAUAUGAAUUAUCCAUGGGUGGUUUUCAAACUCAGGUUCUGACGGACCAAAUAAAGUUUUGUUUUUUACUGAA
This is a messenger RNA of Coturnix japonica (Japanese quail), 5997 nucleotides long. The record is from RefSeq and is a predicted model, not a curated record. Lineage: Eukaryota; Metazoa; Chordata; Aves; Galliformes; Phasianidae.